AUGGCCCGCGCCACGACCUUUCGACUGCGAGCCAACGGCCUGGUCUUGUUUCUAGAUACAUGGCUGGAGAGACCCUCUGUGUUGCCAAAGCAUCUUGAUAUCGAUGAUGUUACUGAAGCAGAUUAUAUCUUCAUAUCUCACGCUCAUUUCGAUCACCUGCCUGGUGCGGAUAAGAUAGCAAAGAAGACCGGCGCUGUGGUUAUCGCCAACGGCGAGGCGAUUAAGCUUCUCCGAGAUGCUGGCGUCAACGAAUCUCAACUCUUCCCCGUCGCGGGUGGAGAGCGUAUUCCAUUAUUCAGAAAGGACGACCGUGAGGCUGCGGUGGACGGCAAGAUACCUAUCGCUGAUGGGCCGCCCGGAAUGCCAGCUAGACCCAAUCACUCUCGAGCUGUCAUGUCUGUCCACGUUUGGCCCUCUCUACAUGCUCUCAUGCCGGGAAGUGGACAUCACGAUAUUCCGGAGGAGAUUGACACCGGUACAGUCUACAAAGGCGAGGCAACACCGUAUACUUGCACUCUCGACAUUACAAUGGGGAUGAGAUACGGCCUCAUGCGCAUGAAAGACAACAUGCCUCUCGAACAGAUGGACAACGGAAUGAAGUCCUUCGCAGAGUACAUCAGCGACAGAAAGAACAAUGUGUUCUCACACUACGAUGGCGGUCAACUAGCCUACAACUUCCUUAUCGGGUCCGGACAGACUGUUUUCUGGAACGGACACUUAGGUGGCUAUGAGGGCAUCAUCAAGAGCAUUCAGCCCACCCCAGACGUAGCAAUUCUCACCAUCGCGGGGCGAGCCAAUCUGAAUGGCCGACCUUACAAUGGAUCUGCUGCCCAGUUCGCGACGAACCAGAUCCGGUGGCUAUCUCAACCGAAGAAAGUGAUCUGGGCUCUCCAUGAUGAGGGUGCGAUCAAGCCGUAUCGAGUAGACACCGCCGCCGCAACUGCCAUGGUCCAUGCUCAGACCUCAUCGACAGUAGAAGAGCUUGAAUUCGGACUCGCAAAACCGCUUUUCUGAACUACCCUGAUGAUGAAGGGUUGGACUCGGUAAGGCUUAUCAGCAAGUCUUCAGGCGAAGAAGUCCAUCUUGGUUCCGUUUGGCAACUUAACAAAAACGGGCCAACCAUUGAGGUUUGAUUUUGCUCUGUGGCAUGUAACCUUAUCCGAGCGACGCUUCAAAACGGAAAGCUGCGGGCACCGAACACCGAGCCAGUCGGAAGGCGGCCACGUACUCCUUCACGGACCCGUCUGGAGUUGGCACGACAUCCGACGGUGGGGGAGGG
Molecule: messenger RNA, 1279 nt
Organism: Colletotrichum acutatum
Lineage: Eukaryota; Fungi; Ascomycota; Sordariomycetes; Glomerellales; Glomerellaceae
Exons: 4
Coding region: 1-1014 (337 amino acids)
Source: RefSeq, a predicted model, not a curated record